Molecule: messenger RNA, 7120 nt
Organism: Dermochelys coriacea (leatherback sea turtle)
Lineage: Eukaryota; Metazoa; Chordata; Testudines; Dermochelyidae
Gene: EPM2A
Product: EPM2A glucan phosphatase, laforin
Exons: 4
Coding region: 4636-5460 (274 amino acids)
Biological process (GO): protein dephosphorylation
Cellular component (GO): nucleus; cytoplasm
Molecular function (GO): protein tyrosine/serine/threonine phosphatase activity; protein tyrosine phosphatase activity; starch binding
Source: RefSeq, a predicted model, not a curated record
AGGAGGCUCGGUCGCUGCUGGAAGAAUUCUUCCAAUCCCCUCUGGCUUAACUACAGCGACGGAAAACCCCCUUCCCUCCAUACAGGAAGCAUCUGCACUACAGCGUUGUAGGGGCACAACUGCGCCACUGUAGUGUAGAGGUGCCCAGGGCUAAGUGUCUAGUAAUAAGGAAGAAGAGGGAAGAAGUACAGGAUUUGGGGUGGGCAUCGGCACUCUACUCCCUUUAUUGGUGUGUGUGUCAUGCACUCUUGUUUUGCACUUGUGAACAAGCUGUUCAGCAGUGAAGAAGUUUAAAUUUCAUUUAUUGGAUUAUACUGUCAAUGAAAGAUCUCAAGAAAGAGAACCAUGUGCAACCACUUAUAUAAUGGAAAAACACCUUCUACUGUCGACCACAAAGAAUUCAGAGUGUGUCCAGUACAAAGGCCAAGAGAAAACCUGUUAAGAGCUUUAUCACAAAGUUUGCCUUUUACAGAAGGAAAUCGGCACAUGGUGUAAAAUUUGCUACCUCACAUAACACAAGCCAAACUGCUAAUUAGAACCGUGGCAUAUCCAAAAUAAAGGUUUCAGUCAAACAAUCAUUUGACUGAAUUGUUUAAUCAUUUUGUAAUUAUUAUUUGUGUUGUGAUAGCACCCAAAAUGUGCUAGGUGUUUUUACAGAGAUAGGCUCUUCCUUGAAGAGCUGAAGAAGCCAGACACUGAUGAUAAAAGGUGGGAUUAUAGUUACAUAGUAAAUCACUAAACUCUGUGUUUGAUCCAGAUAAGUCUCUCAACUUGUAAGAAAUAUAAUUCCUUGGUAAUCAGUAUUUAUGUAGAGCCCCGUUCUAAUAAAACUGUCACUGUGGCUCAGAUUUUAUCCAACAGGGUUACAGCAGUCUGCCCCAAAAAUAUAUAAGUAUGUCAAUGUAGCUGGCUCAGCUUUCUUUGGAGCAAAAUUGCAGCUUUAUUUUUCUUAUCAAGGAAAAUUUAGUUCAGUGGCGGUAAGCUUUUCAGUAUUUUUCUCUUGUAUAUUAUGCCAAACUCUGAGAUUGGUUCAGGGUCCAGACAAAUACAGUACGAGUUUUCUUUCCUAUCAGAUCAUUUACUUUACAGGGAAUUUUAAGGAUUCUGUCUUUACCGUGUACAUGUGAGGAAUCCAGAAAAUACAUGGUAAAGCCUUUCUGCCUUUAUCAACCAUCUGAUUGCUUGCAAAAUGUGGGUUUUCUUUAUAAAGUGGAAGGAUUUUGGUAAUCAUCUUCCUGAAGGUAUUGGAAUUAAAACUUUCACUUUUUUAUUGUAAACACAGAAUAGUUGAAUUAUGUAUACACAGAGGAUUUUCUAGGAUUGCAGUUACUUGCAAUCUUCUUCCUUUUAAAUUGGUAACAGAAAAAAGUCAGAUAAAGCAUCCUCUUUUCUAGAUUUUUAAGACUACCAGAAAACAAUUCCAUUAGUCAUUCUUCCAUAUAUUCUUUCUUCCACAUUGUGCAUUCCUAGAGUUUUAGUGCAACAAGGGAAGAUUCUGAUCAUCUAGUCAGACACAACACAGGCCAUAGAAUUACAGGCCAGUAAUUCCUGCUUCAAGCCCAGGAUUCAUUAAAAUUUUUAAAAUGAACUCAACAUCUGAACUAGCAUGGUGGCCUUUUGUAGCUGGUGAGCUUUUCGGUUAAAAUAAUCAAAGGAAGAAUUGGAAAAAACAUAUUACAUCACUAGUCUCCUGCCAAUUCAUGAUUGUUCCCUACACCAUUUUCUAGUGCUUUAGGCAAUCUAGUUUUUAAAGGGACUUUCACUUCCCUUAGGGUAUAUCUACAAUACAAACCUGCAGUGGUGCAUGUCCACACUACCCUCCUUAUCUUGGUGAAGUGUGUCCUCGCUAGGAGAGCAUCCACUGACCUAAGAGGGGCAGUGUGGGGAGCUGAGAGUCAGGUCUCUCAGAUCAGCCCCACGGGCUUCCAGUGGACUUCUUUCCCCCCCACCCCCGUUCCCCACUAGGCGCGGGGCAAGCAGCUCAGGGCCUCUGAUCAUGGGGAAUGGGUGGGGGGGGGCCGCUUGGGCUUCUUGCCCCAGUACCCAGCCAGGAGCGGGGUCCAAAGUCACCCCAGCUUCCAGCCAAGAGCAGGAUCCAAAGCUGCCCUAUCUCCUGGGGGAGCCGAGGCUUUCUUUUCAAUUUUAUGGCUCCUGCAGUGAAAUUAACAAGACAGCAGAUGUAAGGGACACAGUGUCUACACAGACAGUGUGUCACCCUAACUACACCGACAUAAGCCUUAAGCCUCUCGGGAAGGGUGGAGUUAUUUUGUCAGUGUAGUAGUGCAGUUGUAUCGGUGGGAGGAAGGCUGUAGUGUAGACACCGAUAUAAUUAAAUCAUCAUAAUCUUCCUUAUGUCGACCUAACUGUGUAAUGUUGACCAGCGGUUCUCAAACUUCAUUGCACUGCGACCCCCUUUUGACAACAAAAAUUACUACAUGACCAUGUGGGUGGGAGGGAUGAGACGACUGAAGCUUGAGCCCGAGCCGAAACUCUGGCUUCAGCUCCAGGUGAGGGGCUUGGGCUUUGGCUUCAACCCCAGGCCCUAGCAAGUCUAAAGCUAGCCCUGGUGACCCUAUUAAAAUGGGGUCAUGACCCACAGUUUGAGAACCAUUGCCUUAGACUAUUUCAGUGAAUUUCACUGUAAUAUCUUGGACAUGAGAGAGUGGGCACUUAGUUGUUUGCUUAAUCUGCUAAAGAUCCGAUUCUGUGCCUCCUCAGCGAUGGGCAGUUGAGACUUAGUGUAAGGGGGAAAAGAUGAAUUAAAGGAUAUUAUCUUUUUUAAAUAAGGAGCAACUUGUAUUUUAAAAUGCACAAACUACUACUACUAAAGUUUAAUUCUGUGCACAGACGAAGCAAGUGACAAUACAGCUGUGCUUCGCACAUUAGGGAGGAUACAUAUAAAAUUUCAGUCGUCUGCACAUACAGGUUAUGGAGGAAGACAUGCCAUAAUUUACAUACAAAGGCAAGCAAAAUAAAUUUAAAAAGAAUAAACAGCUAACAAUCUGUGUCUUUGAAAACAUCACUUGAUAUGAUAUACUUAGGCCAUGUGACUAAUGAAAUUUAUUAUAUAUGACAACUGAAUUAGACAUACUCAGCCUGUUUUGACAAUUUCUUUCUUUUGCAGAAGUCCAGGAAAGGUGAACUUAUGAAAUCAAAAUCUCUCAUCCAUCCAAAGGAGCAAUAAAUGAGGCCCUUUUCUAGAAGGGGCAAUGUCCAAAAUAACACGUUACCUUGUCAAUGAUGGUGUGUAGGAAGUCCCGGCAGACUUCCACUCUAAGGUUACACAGUAUAUGAGCAGCAAUAAAGAUAAGUGUUUCAAACUUGCUUUGGUGUCAGUCUGAAGUUGUUAUUCUGUAGCUUGAAUGAAAAGAGAAGCUAGGAAAGUGGGGGCAACUUUAUCACCAGUUGUGUCAGAUACUCAAUGAUUGACUGCUAAUAAUCAGGAUAGGACCCAGGGCACAUGCAAGAAAUGUGCAAGUGAGGCUUUUGGGUGACUGAUUUUGGUUAGAAGAGCCCAGUUUAGCUAGAGUGAGUAAAAACCCCUUUUGUGUUAAAACAUCAUUCAGCUUCCCAUAGAAUUUAGCUGCAGUGAGGCUAACCUGUACUUAUUGGGAAAUGUUUCUCCCCCUUCUCUUUUACAUUGUGAAAAUGUCUUGAACCAAUUUACAUGUAACCAUGGAGGCCCAGUUCAGACAUAUCAUAAUAUAAAAGCUUCUGUUAAUCUCUGGGUGCUUGUUUAAUGGGUGGUGUACUGAGUAUAUUCUAAUUUUGCCAUAAAUACUCCUUCAGGACUAACCUAUAUGGAAUUUUAUUUUUUUAUCAUGGUGAGUAUUCAGCAAUCUGAACUUCUUGCCUGGCUGCAAAGGAAGAGAACAUCCUGUGGAUUGUCGGUGUACUGCUGAGCUUGUAUGGUAGUCAUUUGAGUGGUUCCUCUGUUCUCAGUCACCAAAAAUGGUUAGAUCUUUAACCCUCAGAUUCCUGGAUAUCAUUGUUCUUGAUUAUAAGAGUGAAAAGGAGCUUAACAAGAGGUUUUCCCCUUCCAAUAAUUAAAAAAAGGACUGCAAGACACUGUCAAAGAUGGAUCAAUUAAAAACUUUGACUAUUAUACCUGUGAUCCUCUGUAUUCGGUUGUAAAAAAUUACAGUUUGAAAACAGAUCUGGAUUCUUUUCUUUAAAAAAUUUAUAAGAUAUAAAUCAACGUGUGUCGGAUGUUCAAUACCAUCUGUGUUUAAGGUGAAAAUGAACCAAUCCUCAGGAAAACAUUUAUAACAGUUAUUAGAAUAUCUGCAUCUCUGAAGGCAUAGUAACAAUCAAUAGUGCUAUAGGAGUGGGCAGAAUUAUAUUUGUUACAAAUAUCUGGGUGUAGGCACUCCUAUGCAACUAAAGGGAUUUCCAUCCAGUUGUGUGUGUAACAUGUUAUAUCACAUCAAUUAUGAUGUGAGGCUUAUUUGUUACACAUUGGCAGCUGUAAGUACGGAAACUAUUUUGAAAUAGGAUUUUAAUCUGAUAAUGUUCCUUAAAAUAUACAUCAAAAAUACUGUGUAUAAUACUUAUUUACAUCUUCAAAGUAUAUUACAAAGAUAACCAAUCCUCAUAAAUAUUCCUGCAGGAUAAGUAGGUAUCACUAUUUUACAGAUGAAGAAACUGAGGCAGAGAGAUCAUGGUUCUCCCAAGCCAGUGACACAGCCAGCAUCAAAGCUAGAAUUGGAUAGAUUUGUGCUUGGACCACAAAUCUAUAUGCAUCAUGGCCAAAGGAAGGCUACUGCAGGUAAUGGGCCCCAUCAUGACCGCUGCUGUGUCUACAAUGAAAGCAACUUGGUAGAUGGAAUUUACUGCCUGCCAAUAGGACACUGGAUCGAAGUCUCUGGACACACUGAUGAGAUGAAGCACACAACUGACUUCUAUUUUAAUAUUGCUGGCCAUCAAGCCAUUCACUAUUCCAGGAUUCUGCCAAACAUCUGGCUGGGAAGUUGCCCUCGGCAAGUGGAGCAUGUGACCAUCAAGCUAAAACACGAAUUGGGCGUUACGGCUGUAAUGAACUUCCAGACCGAGUGGGAUGUUGUUCAGAAUUCCUGGGGCUGUAACCGCUAUCCAGAACCCAUGAGCCCAGAGGUCCUUAUGAAACUGUAUAAAGAGGAAGGUCUUGCUUAUGUCUGGAUGCCAACCCCAGACAUGAGCACUGAAGGAAGAAUACAGAUGUUGCCUCAGGCUGUCUGUCUCCUGCAUGGGCUGCUAGAGAAUGGACACAUCGUCUACGUGCAUUGCAAUGCUGGUGUUGGCAGGUCCACAGCCACCGUCUGUGGCUGGUUAAAGUAUGUGAUGGGAUGGAACCUGAGGAAAGUGCAGUACUUUGUGGUCUCCAGGAGACCAGCUGUCUACAUAGAUGAGGAAGCUCUGGUUCGUGCCGAAGAUGAUUUCUAUCAGAAAUUUGGACCUCUUCGCUGCUCAUGCAAACCUUAGUGGUUGAAAAGCUGAUUGGAGGAGGGGAGAGAUUCAUCACAAAGUUGCCAACCCCAAGCAUUCAAAAUUCAUAAGUCAGACCCCCCAAAUUCGUGUGUGAGUGAGAGAGAGUGUGUGUGGAAAAUCAUGAGAUUUAAAAACAAUAAUUAGUUUAGUCGAUUUUUAUUUGCCUUCUGUUUUUUAGCCUUUGGGGUUCUUGUUUUCAAACUUUUCUCUGCAACCAGGAGGGCUAGGAACUUACUUUGCAAAGUGAAAGGUGAGAUUCUCAUGUACUCAUGUGACUCUAGGAGCUGGGACAAAUAUCACAAGAUACAGCCAUGCGAGAUGGCAAGACUGUGGUAAGAAGAAGGUGGAACAAUUCAGAAGUGCUAUAUAAAGAAAUAAAAGUCAACGGUGUGGUUUUUGGUUUUUUUCUGGCUUGGGUAGUCAGGGUUGUUUGACCAUUUCAGGUAGAGCCUUCUGUUUUGGUGUGUUUACAAAGACAUUUAUAAUGAAAUGGUCUGACUGAGAAAAAGAAGGAAAUUGAUUUAUGCAGUUCUGUUUUUGUAACAAACAGCAAGUUAAAUUCAAUUAAUUAGGCAAGAGCUGCCCUUUCUCUCUCGUUUAGGUUUAUAGUUAAUGUCAUUUAGUAAAAUUUACUGCUGUACUUCGUUAUGGUGCUGAGUGUACUCUAGAUGCUGUGCAUAAAGGUGGGGAAAAGUUCCAUUUAUACAUAUUUAAUCUACUGCAAGGCAGAACUCCUGGUUUAUUAGAUUAUCCUAGACUGUAAGAUUUCUGGUGCAGGAACUGUUUUUGUUUUCCUUGUCUGUACAGUGCCUAACACUGCCACAAUCCUUGAUUAGGGCCUCUUGGUGCCUCCACAAGAUAAAUAACAAUAAAGAAAAUUGAGUUAAAGCAGAAGGCUCUGGUGAGUGAGAGAGAGUGUGUGUGGAAAAUCAUGAGAUUUAAAACCAGGCUCUGCUGCCUGGUUUAGAGUUCCCAAGUGCAGUGUCCAUCGCAUUCCCCUAUUUGGCGUUGCUGGGAAGUUCUGCAAUACCAGCUGUCUCUUGCUCCUGUGGAAAACAAGAGCUUCCAUUGCUGCUCAGACAUUGCUGUCCCAUUAGCUAAAAACUAGGAAGGACACCACUAGGCUCCAGAGUCCAAACAUGCCCCACUCAGCCAAAAAUAGAUGCUGCAACUCAUGACCUUGAGGGGAGGAAGUGGAGAAAUUCCUCCACUGAGGGUCUGAUUGGGUGGGAGAGUCGCUUGUUGAGGACACAAAAAUUAAGAAACUAAUUUCUAGAGGCAGAUGGCUGCGCUAAUUCCCUUUUCCAGUUAUUUUUAGAAAAAUGGUUUGUCCAUAUAGAGAUUUAUUCCAUGAUAAAGAGGUGCUGAGAGACAUAUGUGACCUUAAUUAUAAGGAAAUCCUUACUGGAGACUUGUUAGCAAUCUCACUGUUACAAUAUGCUGGGCACUGUUCAUGGAGAAUGUCCAUCAUAAUAUAUUUUGCUUUAUCUUCUACCCCUCAGAUGCCAAGAAGCCAGUGGAAGUUAUUUUAAAUGUAUGUAUUUGAUCAUCACUUUAUUUCAGAUUUCUGUUUUGAAAUAAUGUAUGUCACCAGACAGAUACUGGAUGAAACUAUAGCGCGAUGUUAAAUAAAAGCCUUAUGACACUUCCAUAA